Diaporthe batatas is the source of this 1098-nucleotide messenger RNA. RefSeq lists its product as uncharacterized. Lineage: Eukaryota; Fungi; Ascomycota; Sordariomycetes; Diaporthales; Diaporthaceae. Bases 1 to 1098 code for a protein of 365 amino acids. The transcript is spliced from 2 exons. The record is from RefSeq and is a predicted model, not a curated record. Gene Ontology annotation, molecular function: transmembrane transporter activity. Gene Ontology annotation, biological process: transmembrane transport.
AUGGCGUUCAUGGGUGCGAUGGAGCUCAUCGGCCAGCUCAUCGGGCCCAUCAUCGGCGGGAGCCUCACGGACAACGUGUCCUGGCGUUGGUGUUUCCUGCUCAACGUACCCAUCGGCGCCGUCUGCGGCCUCGUGCUCGCGUUCCUCAUCCGCACCAACAGGCAGCCUUGGGUCGAGAUCUUGCACCGGCUCAGGGGCCUUGAUUAUCUCGGGAUCGUUAUCCUGUGUCCCGCAGUCAUCUUCGUCCUCUUUGUCGUGAACACGGGCGGCACAUCAUACGCGUGGAACAGCGCCCUCAUCAUAGCAAUGAUUGUCCUGGCCGUUGUCCUCAUGGCGGCUUUUCUCAUCUGGGAGAAGCGCAAGGCGGACAGCGCCUUGAUACCGUUCCGACUGAUAAGGAAUCGCAACAUUGUCUGCGCCGCCAUCUUUGCUUUUAGCAAUGGUGUGGCGGUAGCAGUGUAUGACUACUACAUCCCAUUAUGGUAUCAGACCAUCAAAGGCUACACUGCCGGCGACUCAGGUGUACUGCUCCUGCCGCUCAACGCCUGCACCGCCGGGGGCAUUAUCCUCGGGGGCAUAAUAGUGGACAAGAUCGGCUUCUUCAAUCCCAUAAUGAUGCUCGGCGGCACUUUAACCUCCGUCGCUUCAGGCGUCCUGACUACUAUUAGCCUGUCGACAAGCAAAUCACGCCUGAUGGGCUAUUCCGCCCUCGCAGGGCUCGGUGGCCUGGCCCUGCAGCAGCCACUGACCGCAGCACAUAAUGCUGUCGGGAAGGGCCCGCUGUCACCGUCGGCCAUGUCCCUUAUGCUCUUUAGCAACAUGGUUGGGAGUUCUGCCGGCCUCGCCAUCGCCCAGGCCAUCUUCAUGGGCCAGCUCAAGGCCACGUUGUCGUCUGUGCCGGGCGUCCGGGCGGAGGACAUUAUCAACAGCGGCGCGUCGGAGCUGCGGGACUUGGUGGAUCCUCAGCAGCUGCCCAGGGUGAUGCGGCUCUACAACAAGUCCCUUACCAAGGUCUUCUUCAUAGGUGUGGGCACUGCCAUUUGCAUGUUUGGGGCGGGAUUGUUCGCGAGAUGGCACCGCACGACGAACAAGAAAUGA